AUCCACAACUGGUCACAACUCUGAAAGUACUUGUUCUUCUGCUCACUCCUCUUCCUCUUCCCUCAUUCUCCGCAUACCAUUCAUUUUCAAGGACACUAUUGAGCUCGACGAUCCAAAGCGAGACAUUGCAACUUGCUAGCCGGAAGUGUGCAUGUCCUGUAGACUGCUGUCGAACAAAGCAUGAGCGCGCCAUCUGUAUCUUCCGCUCGAAGCCAUGACAGCGGCUUAGAUUCUUUGUAUCAAGUCCGUCUCCUGUCAGCUCUUCGUAGCGGUGAUCCCGCAAGAAUCCACCCAUUUCUCUCGGACAUUGGAAAGGACAGACGGAGUUCCAGCGAAAGCGACGUCGACAUUGGUGCUGCAGCUUUACAUCUUGCUAUUCGUUGCGCUUCAUGUGAUACCAUCUCCCUCCUUCUCUCUCAUAGGUCUAUUUCGCCAAAUGCCGUCCACCCACCAGGUUCAGGCACGACAACAUUACAUCUCGCCGCUUCGCUUGGGCGGGCAGAUGUUGUCAGUCUGCUCCUUGAGCAAGAGGGAAUAGAUGAUACACUGCGUGACAAGCAGGGCAGGACCUGUUUGGAUGUAGCCAAGGGCAAAGAAACUAUUCGGGCAAUCAAAGAUUCUCGAGCAUUCCUUACUGCCUCAUUCCGCUCGUUACUACGAGCAUACAUCCUUUCGCCAUCUACAGAACGCAUGCCCGAAGCUCUUAUCAAACUACUCUCCUCUCCAAGAGCCCGUUUAGUCGAUCUCUCAUAUUUAGACGACACGUCUGGUACGACUCUAUUGCAUCAAGCUGCAAAGCGGAAAGACCUUGGGGCAAUAGAGCUCGCUAUUCGCGCGGGGGCGGACGUGUUCGUCCGGGAUCGUCGGGGUCGGACUGUGAUUGAGAGCGUCGGCAAGGACGAUCGUGUCAAGGUCUUCUUGAAACAAUUUGCCAAUCAAGACUCCACUCUGAUUGAGCCGCCUUCUACGGAGCCCCCAGAGCAUAGAGGGUACUUGAACAAGUACACAAAUGUUGCAAAAGGUUAUAAUACCCGGUGGUUUGUUCUCAAGAAUGGAGCGCUUUCAUAUUACCGUCAUCAGGAAGACGAGGGCGUGGCAUGUAGAGGUUCGAUCGCGAUGAAGACUGCGAUUCUCAAACCCACCCCCGGAAGCGGGGGUCUACGCUUCGAGGUUCAUUCCACACCUACUCGGGGUACACACGGCUCACAGAAAUGGUACAUGAAAGCGAACCACCCUGUAGAGGCAUCUCGUUGGAUUCAAGCUUUAACCAAAAGCAUCGAGUGGGCUCGGCGUGAAGCGGAGAAGGAGCGUCAAAGUGUCGAAAGUGAUGCUCAGAGUAUGAAACCUCCGUCAUACAGAGCACAGGCUUCGAGCUCCAGGACCUCUUCUAGGAAGAGCGAUGGAAAUGGGUUGGUAUCGGGUGCAAGCUCCAUGGCGGAUGAUGAUGAGGCGAAAUCUUCGAAUGAGUCUCCUCGCAUGGAGGAAGAUCAUGGUAAAGAUACCGAAGAGUCGUCUGUCUCAGAGUCUGAGCGGGCACCACCUUACAACGGCUCAUUUGAGCUUCAAGGCAACUCCGCCGUCGCCCAGGUCGAACUUACCUCCCAGUUACUCGCCAGUUUCUUGGACAGCCCCACACGGCCAACAGAGGACAUGAAGCAAGCGAUCAAGGACUCUUUCAUUACUGCUCAAAACAUGCUGUCCGAAUAUGUUGGCAUGGUCAAGGAGCGAGAAGAUUGGUGGAAAGAAAAGCUCAAACGUGAACACGACAGGCAGGACGUCUGGGAAGAGAGUUUACGCACAGUCGUCAAGGAGGGUCAAGAGCUUGAAGACGAACUCCGUAUCAGAGCUCGUCGGCGAAGUCGCCUAGCUGAUUCGAGUUAUUUCACUGCCCCUUCGGAGUUUGGCACACUCAGGACUAGACCCUCGCAACUACCGAUAGCUUCUCCCGGUACGAUGGAAGAGCACGAAGGAGCAGGUCAACCAGAAGCAGUGGAGGAUACGUCUGCUGUUGUAUCCGAGACAGUCCGUCGACUGUCAUUGUCCCGUCGACCGGCUGUGGCUUCUCCUACCGGUACUAUCGUACCUGCUCGUCCUCUUUCACUCAUGAUAGCAGCCUCUCCUACUGCCGAUCGGGAAUCCUUGGUGGACACUGAUGAGGAGGACGAGUUUUUCGACGCCAUCGAGUCGAAUGCUCUUCCGUUGAUUGUACCGGAAUCUUUGACUGCUCGUCCGCCCAGUGAGCUCCCGUUGGCACUCUCUAAAGAACAAUUCAUAGGGUAUGUAAGACUGCGAGAACGGCUUGCCAUUACUAGUGAUAAUCGACCGCCGAUGAGUUUGUGGGCUGUCUUAAAGAACAGUAUCGGAAAGGACUUGACGAAGAUCUCGUUCCCUGUCUUUUUCAAUGAGCCUACGAGCAUGUUGCAGCGCAUGGCGGAGGAUAUGGAAUUCUCUGAAUGUCUUGAUGCUGCUGCAAUGGAACAAGAUCCGCAUCGUCGGAUAGCGUUCGUCGCAGCAUUUGCGAUGUCCAAUUACUCCUCCACUAUCGGCCGUAUUGCGAAGCCUUUCAACCCAAUGCUCGCCGAAACCUUCGAAUACGUCCGGAUCGACAAAGAAUAUCGAUAUGUCUCUGAACAAGUCAGCCAUCACCCGCCGAUUUCUGCCUGCUGGGCCGAGUCACCCAAAUGGCACUAUUAUGGAGAGGUUGACGCUCAAAACAAAUUCAUGGGCAAGUCUUUUGAGAUCCGGCCUACCGGCGUUGCACAUGCAGAUUUGCUCCUACCGGAGGAUUGGGCUCCGUCGUAUCCGAGAUACAAGAGCAAUGUUUUCAAGAGCAAGGUCGUUGAACAUUAUAGUUGGAAGAAAGUCACAACGAACAUUUCUGGCUUCAUCUUGGGUUCCCCCACUAUCGAUCAUUAUGGAGACAUGGUGAUUACAAACCACCGCACUGGGGACCAAUGCGUCUUAACAUUCAAGCCUAGAGGAUGGCGAGGACGCGAUGCAUACGAGAUAUCUGGCUAUGUAACGGACGCCGAAGGGUCAGUCACAUACGAAAUCGCUGGUCGAUGGAAUAGUCAGCUCGUCGCACGCGCAGUGGGCACCGGUAUCGGGUGUCUUCAUCCUGAUGUGUCAGUCCAGUCUCUUCCCGACUCGCCCACAUCACCUACGCCACCGCCUGAGUAUAUUCUGCUUUGGAGAAACUCAGAGAAACCGCCCGCGCCCUUUAACCUCACACCAUUUGCUAUCACACUGAAUGACUGCCCGGAGCAUACCCUCCGGCCUUAUGUAGCUCCCACGGAUUGUCGACUUCGUCCGGAUCAACGAGCAUUCGAACUCGGCAGAUACGAGCGUGCAAAUGACCUGAAGAACAAACAAGAAGAAUUCCAACGUGCCACGAGGCGUGCGCGUGAAGAAGGUCGUUUGCCUCCCCACAGACCCAGAUGGUUCUCAGCAGAAACGGAACCAGAUACCGGAGAACGCGUCUGGUCUCCUGCGCGUGUCGCAGAAAACAAACUAGAGUAUUGGGCAGAACGGGAGAAGAUCUGGAAAGCGAAGAGAUUCGGGCAGGAUGCAUUUUGGAAGGCCGUAGAACGGAUAUUUAUUGAGGAUAACCCAUAGGUAAUGGUGGUAAGCAACAACUCUAUAAUUCUAUUGAAAGUGUAUCGUCUAGCUUUUGUACCAGUUACAGUCAUCGUCUACAUGUCGGAACUCUAGGAUUAUAGCCUAUAUUAUCGUACAAGCUCUUCAGAGCAUGCAUGUCGGCGUUGUUUGGCGGAGGAAUGUCAGAAGAUGAGGUUGAUGGAGAAUGCAGCGGAAAUAUGUUCAGCGCUUCCUGUACCAGAGUAUACCUGCGUGAGGUACACUUGGGUGGUCGCAGUGGGCAGACAUGAGAAAAAUCUUCAUAUACGGUGUCAGAUGCAAACACGUAUAUGGAGCACAGUUAGAUACGCACAUGCAAACGAAUCGAAGUACAGUAUCCGUUGGAUCGAUAACACCGGCUUUUGUCAAUCCCUGGCAGAUGAGGACUCCCAAGAUUGGCGUGAUAAUCAGCUUUCCGACUGCCAAAGACAUGAUGGCACCCAAUGGAAGUGUUCUCCACUGAUUCAUCGGAACUUUCAACCUAGCCAACGCGGCACCUAGGCAUAUCAAGCCUAAAGGCACUGCUGCUGCUCCAAUGAAGGCAGCAGCAUCUUGGAUGAAGGCUAAUGGGGGUUGCCCAUCGGGUGCGUUUGGAAUUGGGGAGUUGGAAACGGGAACAAAGAGGGCUUUGAGCGGUGUUAUGAGUGCGACUGGGAAUGCGAUGAUGAUGGAUAUAGAAGGUGGGUUUAUGAGGGAAGAUAGAAAGGCACGAAGACGUUUGUUUUUGGCAGGGCGGGAUGAGCCAGACGUAUUUGUGACGUCAGUUGCAGAGUUAUCCUUGUUGUCUGUAUGUUCAACUUCUACCUGG
Molecule: messenger RNA, 4444 nt
Organism: Somion occarium
Lineage: Eukaryota; Fungi; Basidiomycota; Agaricomycetes; Polyporales; Cerrenaceae
Source: the annotation of a GenBank genome assembly